AUGAAGCUACCAAGGUCAACUGGGCUCCUGCGCCAGAAACAACGCCUCCUCGACUCCCUCAAAGUUCGAAACGACCCUGGCAAUGGCCAGUACGAGUCGGGGCAGUUUGGGCGAUGGUCCAACAAGGAUCUAGAUCCCUCACCACCGCAGCAGAGAACGUGGUCGGCGUGGUCAUUCUUCGCCUUUCAGUUCAGCAUCGCGUUUUCGCCCACGACUUACAAUGCCGGUGCGAGUCUGUAUGCAAUCGGCUUGAACUGGUGGAUCAUUUUUAUAGCGUCAAUUGUUGUGUCAAUCCUGAUAGCCAUUCUAUUAUUUUUGAAUGCACGAGGCCCGGCACGGUACCACGUUGGAUAUCCGACUUUUGUUCGUCUAUGCGCCGGCAUGUAUGGAUCGCUUUUGUUUAUUUUUAUCCGCGGUGUCGUCGCUAUAUUAUACAUGGCAAUCCAAACAUAUUACGCUAGUCAAUUUGUGGCUGUCAUGCUGCGUUGUGUGUUUGGACACCAAUGGACAGAUAUACCUAAUCAUCUUCCAAAGAGCGCUGCCAUUACAUCAUCAAAUCUGUUGGCAUUUGGAAUAUUGUGGAUCAUCCAGUUUCCUUUUGCCUUUGUACACCCCAGCAAAAUGGCUGUCGUUUUUCAAAUCAAGUCCGUGAUUGCUCCUAUCGGACUGAUCGCUACUAUGAUCUGGGCUCUUGUGUCAAGUCACGGUGCAGACUUUGAAGGCCUAAGCUCACAAACAGUGUCCGGUGCAGCUCUGGGCUGGUCAUUUAUGCACGCUAUAAACGCAAUCGUCUCAAACGUGAUUCCUCCGCUAGUCAACAUUUCCGACUUGGCGCGUUAUGUCAAACGUCCUAGAGAUACUCUUCCUAUGCCCAUUGGAUUGGUCGUUAGCAAGCCGCUGGUUGUGUUUCUUGGUAUGGUUAUCACCGCUGCAGGGUACAAGCAGUUUGGUCAAGCGUAUUGGAAUCUCUGGGAUUUUUAUUCGAGUGUUCUUGAUGAUUAUUGGAGUCCCGGGGCGCGAACACUUGUCUUUCUCGCUGCCGGAAUACAAGCAUUUGCCACAUUCGUCACGAACUUCACCAGUAAUUCGAUCCCCGUCGGCUGCGACCUCACUGGCCUGUUCCCCCAAUACUUCACCAUCGUCCGAGGCCAGGUUCUGUGCUUCAUUCUUGCUUGGGUGUGUGUCCCAUGGAAGCUCACCUACUCGGCGUCUUCGUUCCUUACUUUUCUCGGGUCCUAUCUCUGCUUUAUCUGUCCGAUUGUUGCGUGUAUGAUAGUCGACUACUGGGUUAUUCGAAAAGGCAAUGUUCACGUACCGUCUUUAUACAAAACACAGCCAGGGUCCAUAUACUACUACACUGCAGGCUUUAAUAUUCGCGCCUUUGUCGCCUGGGUUGUUGCAAUUGCCCUUGUCAUUCCCGGUGUUUCGGGUAGUUUACACCCGGGGUCCAUCGGCACGGCCGCUGUGAGGAUGUAUAACAUGGGUUUCCUGCUUUCGACGGUCGUCGCAGGCUUGGUCUAUUAUCUCGGCUGUCGCAUCUGGCCUGUGCCAAUUUAUCCGAGCAACGUACAGCCAAAGGACGAGUCUUGGGAGGCGAUGCGCUAUACGGAGGGCUUCUUUGCCGAAGAUGAAGUCAUACCAGAAUAUUUGCGUGACAAAGUGCUUGAUGGGCAGUUGAUCCAUGUUCAUGCAGACAAGGAAGAGGUUCUGUCGGCCCCUGGGGAUGGGAAGUUGAGCAUAUAA
Messenger RNA from Talaromyces rugulosus, 1743 nucleotides. RefSeq lists its product as uncharacterized. The coding region runs from base 1 to 1743 and encodes 580 amino acids. Gene Ontology annotation, biological process: nucleobase transport; transmembrane transport. NCBI's taxonomy places the organism in Eukaryota, Fungi, Ascomycota, Eurotiomycetes, Eurotiales, Trichocomaceae. The record is from RefSeq and is a predicted model, not a curated record. The transcript is spliced from 10 exons. Gene Ontology annotation, cellular component: plasma membrane. Gene Ontology annotation, molecular function: nucleobase transmembrane transporter activity.